Lepisosteus oculatus (spotted gar) is the source of this 3939-nucleotide messenger RNA. Its product is annotated as probable E3 ubiquitin-protein ligase HERC6. Gene Ontology annotation, cellular component: cytoplasm. Lineage: Eukaryota; Metazoa; Chordata; Actinopteri; Semionotiformes; Lepisosteidae. Gene Ontology annotation, molecular function: ubiquitin protein ligase activity. Gene Ontology annotation, biological process: protein ubiquitination; ubiquitin-dependent protein catabolic process. The record is from RefSeq and is a predicted model, not a curated record.
AGGGAGUGUUACAAAAAUCCAGCGCCAAUAGUGGGUGUAAGAGAAGUGAUUUGUGAGCUGGGUCGGGAGCACAGCUUGUAGCUGGUGCUGUGUCAAGCAGGGAUAGGAGAUCAACUGGGACUGAGAGAAAGGAACAGCUCAAGUUCAGAAAGGAGUUUGUGAGAAACAGGCUUGCAAUGGCAUUAUUAGGCAGAGGUGUUUCUAAACAAAAAUUGUUUUGAGCUGAAUGAUUUGUUUAUUUCAGAAAACGAUCUUUUUUGAAUAAUUUAGUACAGACAGUUCACUGCGCAGCGCCAACCAAACGAACAUGUACUGCUGGGGAGAAGGGACGAGUGGGCAGCUUGGUCUGGACCUACAAGAGGAUGACAGUCUGGUUCUGCUGCCCGCAGAAGUUCACCCGCUACUCCGACAUGUUUCCCUGGUUGCGUGUGGAGAACAGCACACAUUAUUUCUCAAUGAAGAAGGCAACGUUUUAUCGUGUGGAAGUAAUCAUAGGGGACAACUGGGCAGACAAAGCAGCUUAGGCACGAAAACACCUGCCCCAGUCCAGGGUCCGACAGGAGUGGUGUCGGUGGCCUGCGGUCAGGAGCACAGCCUGGCGCUCUGCCAGUCGGGAGAGGUGUACUCCUGGGGCAGAGGGAGCGAGGGACAGCUGGGAACUGGCGCUUUUAAGAGUGGGGUUCUGAAGCCCAGAAUAAUUCAAAGUUUGGGGCAAAUUCAAAUCUUUCAAGUUGCUUGUGGAAACCAUCAUACUUUGGCUCUUUCAAGAGGUGGGGCAGUUUUCUCCUGGGGGCAGAACUCCCUUGGCCAGCUGGGUCUUGGAAAGGGGACUCCCUCGCAGCCCGUUCCCACUCAGGUCCUCUCACUGUCAGGAGUGCCAGUGUCCCAGAUCGCUGCAGGGGGGGCUCACAGCUUCGCUCUCUCCCUCUCGGGGGCUGUGUACUGCUGGGGGGCCAACAAUGCUGGACAGCUGGGGAUCAACAGAGUUGAUGAAAAAGGCAGGUUUUCUCCAUGCCCUGCGGUUGCCCUCAAACUAAUUGGGGUGUCCUAUAUAUCCUGUGGUGAUGCCCACACUGCCGUGCUUUCUAAGGAUGGUGGUGUUUAUACCUUUGGAGAUGGACGUCAUGGCCAGUUGGGGCACAACUCUACAACCAAUGAGCUCAAACCAAGGAGGGUGGAGCAGAUCACUGAGCAGGCAUCUCAAGUAGCAUGUGGCAGCCAUCACACUCUUGUUUAUCUGUCAUCCCCCGGGCUCCUCCUGGCCUUUGGCAGCGGAAGUAAGGGACAGUUAGGAAACAACAGCACAGCCAGUCACCUGCAGCCCACCCCAGUACAGCAGCCCUGGAGCUCUAAGCUGACAGGUUCUGCACAAGAAGGUCAUUUGAAUCCAAAAGAAAUAGCAGUAUUCACAGGGAAAAAUACAAAUUUUAUUCAGAUUCAACCUUCUGAGUGUCCAGUGACAAAAGGAGAACUCCUGAAAAUUGAUCAAGAGCGAAUUAAAAAAUGGCUGACAGUGGAAUUUGGAAGCAAACAAUGGAAGGAAGCUAAAAGUGAGAUUGCAGAAAUAUGUUCAUCUGCUUCCUGUCUGAUUGCAAGUUUUUUAAAGAAAUGGGAUGAUUCGCCCUCAGAAAAAAGAAUGCAUUUCUUUGGUGUUGAUAUUGAAUCUGCUAGAGGAACAUUUCGACAGCUUCAGAAAAAACAUUGGAUAAUUAAUCAGAUUACCACAUCCUUCAUGGAUAAACUUAUUCCAAGCCUCCAGUCUCCUUCUCCUAAUGUGGAGGCAUUGGAGAUCUUUUUGAUUCUACCAGAGGUCUCGGUGUUUCAUGAGGAAAAGCACAUCCGUGACUUGAUUCUCCCCCUGUCAAGUGCCAUGGCUAAUCUGAAUGACACGUCGAUAAAGAUCCUGAGAAACUGGUGGUCGACACUGCAGGCAACUCACUUGAACAAGAUCCUCCAAAUGUUCAAAUACGCUCUUUCCUGUAUGUUAAAGUCAGCCAUGCGCACACAUGAGGAUCACCAACUGUUGAAGAAGGUGCUCCACAACAUGAAACAGCUGUUCAAAGCAAAUAAAGGGGCCAAAUUCCGUCUGCCAGUGAGCGCUUUUUAUAUUGAUGAAGUGGUGCCAUUUGUCCCAGUUGUGGUUGACAUGGUGAACUGGCGGUUCUAUGCAAAACUGGAUAUGGAUGACAUCUGUCCUGUUAUAUUUUGCCGGUUCCCCUUCGCACUGACUUUACUCGCUAAGGUUCAGAUGCUGCAUGUUGAUACCCGCCUGAAAAGUCUUGGGAAUAUCGACUACUCCAAUACAGCAGUCGUUACAGAAGUAAUACAGAGGGCUCCAUUGCUUCCUCCUUUGCCUGUGUUCAGGCUCCAGGUGAGACGCACACAGCUGACCGCUGAUGCCUUUAGAAAACUCCACAUGGCAGAGGAUGCGACCUUCAGGGAGCAGCUAAUGGUGGAGUUCCAAGAAAAGCAGUGCCAGGAUCAAAGAGGAAUACAAAGAGAAUUCUUCUGCCGAGUCAUCAGUGAAAUCAUUGAACCUGAAUCUGGCAUGUUUUGGUACAAUGAGUCAUCGACAGUAAUUUGGUUUCCUACCAAGGCAUCAGUGGAGAAGAAGAAAUACUAUCUGUUCGGGAUUCUCUGUGGACUUGCUGUGUACAACUACAACACUGUGCACCUCCCAUUCCCUCUGGCUUUGUUCAAGAAGCUGGUUGAUGUGAAGCCAACUCUGGAGGACCUGAAGGAGCUGGAGCCCAGGGUGGGAGAGAGUUUACAAGAUCUGUUGGACUACAGUGGCGAUGAUAUUGAAGAAAGACUGGCGUUGAGCUUUUCUGUGUGCUGGGAUAACAAAGACGUGGACCUGAUUCCUGAUGGAAAGAGCAAACCGGUGAAUAAAUCCAACAGGAAAGAAUUUGUCAGUGCCUAUGUGGACUAUGUGUUCAACAAGGCUGUGAACGGUCUUUUUGAUGAAUUCAGAAGAGGGUUUUGCAAAGUCUGUGAUGCGGAGUUGCUCAGCUUCUUCCAGCCACAGGAGCUAAUGGAAGCCAUGACUGGGACUACAGACUAUGACUGGAAUAAAUUCAAACGGAAUGCACUUUAUAAAGGAAGUUACCAUGCUGAUCAUCCUACAGUUAUCAUAUUCUGGAAAGUGUUUCUUGAUCUGACCCUGGAUCAGAAAAAAGACUUCCUCAUGUUUCUGACAGGCAGCGAUCGCAUACCUGUGUUAGGAAUUGAAUAUGUAAAAGUGACAAUCGUUCCUUUGCCUUCAUCUACGGAAGACCACUAUCCCGAAGCCAAUGUGUGCUUCCUGCACCUGCUUCUUCCUGAUUACACCACAGAGAAGAGGCUGAGGGAAAGGCUUCUGCAAGCUUUCUCACAUAGCAGGGGAUCCUGGAAGGUCUAACUAAUCCUUCGCUAUAGCAUCUCCAUGUCCUCUCAUGAUGAUAAGCAUUUCAACAUUUAAACCUAGCUUUUUUCUGUAGAUGUUCUCUCAUGUACUUAAGUGGGAUUUUCAGCAAAUUAUUACAUUUUGCACCUUUUCAAUAAACACAAACCUAUUGCUUAUGAUGCAUAUAGCAAUGUUAUGUUUAGUUAGACAGCCCACUUUUCUGCUGAAGAGUAUUUAAUAGCCAGUGUAGACCCUGAGCUGCCAUUUCAUAUACACAAAAAAUAUUUUGACAUGUGAAAUUAAUAGAAUACUUGUAGCUUAAUAGGUAAGAUAUUGUAGUAAAUAAUUUUCUCUUGUUGGUGGGUGCCUUCUGUGUUUGCUGGGAUUGCUAUGUGGGCCCUUAACUGAUUUUCAUCUUUGCAGCAAUGUUACUUGCAUUUUGUUCUUCUAACUUCCAAUACUGUAAACAUAUAUACAACUUUCCUUGCAACAUAUGUUCAAACAAUGAUCAAUAGAUGAAGCUGGGAUCUUAAUAAAAGUGUUUUUCCAUUCAA